GAUAGUGCCUCUACUUACCGUAAAAACAUGAUGGCAGUAAUUUAACGGGAGUUAACCUUUUAUAUUAAAAUCAUAUGUGUAACUUUGUAAGCCACGUGUGUAAUAUGUAUGCAUAAUUUAAUUAAUUCUUAUUGCUCGUCGGUAAAAAUAUAUUUUUUGUUUCAAGGAUAUUAAAUAUAAACAUAAUUAUUAAUUGUUAUUGCAAGAUAGAUAAAUUGAAUUUAAAGGAAGAUGAGUUUGUUUGUUAUAAAUAGGUAUGAUGAAAGCAGAGAGGAAGAUGAGAAUGCGACAAAUCAUCUUUCUGAAUUGUUAAAAAGAAUUGAAGAACGUAAAAGACAAAGAGCUGCAGCGGAUAAAUCUAUAUUAGAUGUAGAUCAAAACAAUUUAACUAAAGAUCAGAAAAAGAAAAAGAAAACUUUUCUUAAUACAGAUGAAACUAAUGAUUCAAAUAUUGACAAAAGUGAUUGCAAUGAAAAAGUCAGUGAACAAACUAUAGAAACGGUCAAAACAUCGAUAAAAAAGAAAAAAAAGAAGAAAGAUAUUGAGAGCGAGCAUGUUAUAGCACAAAAAAAUAAGGAAUUAGAAGAAAAGAACGAAAAUCCAAUAAAUGGAGAAGAAGAAAAUCCAAAUACUACACAUACUAUAAAGGAAAAAUCUUUGGAGAAUAAUUUUGUAGUGUUAGGUACAAAAUCUCGAAAAAAGCAACGUGAAGUUAAGAGAAUAUUGCCAGACUGGUUGGCGCAUCCGGAAGUUAUAUGUGCUGAUUUGAAUAGCGGACCAAGUUUGGAAGAAUUAAAUUCAGUUUUGGAUGCAAAAUUGAUAGAAGUCUUAAGGGCUAAUGGCAUUGUUAAAUUAUUUCCAGUUCAAUCUAGUAUCAUAAAAUGGUUACACAAGUGUAACAUGGAUAGGAAAUUUGGGCGAUGGUUGAGAGAUACUUGUGUAUCUGCUCCUACAGGCAGUGGUAAAACCCUGGCCUAUGUAUUGCCAAUUGUACAGGAAUUGCAAACACGAUUGGUACCAAAGAUACGCUGUUUAAUUGUUCUACCAGUACAAGAAUUGGCUGCACAGGUUCAUAAAGUAAUGAUCACUUACACAUCUCACACAAAUUUAAAGGUGGGCCUGCUUUCGGGUGCCUUUUCGUUUGAACAAGAGCAAAAUAGUAUAAUUAAAAAAACUGAAAGGGGAAAGUAUUUAUCUAUGGUGGAUAUUAUAAUCGCGACGCCUGGCCGUUUAGUGGAUCAUAUAUUAAAGACACCCGGAUUUUCUUUUGAUUCUCUAAGGUUUCUUGUUAUCGAUGAAGCCGAUCGCGCAGCGGAAUGGAUACAGUAUUUACCUGAACCUCAUUCUCGCGUUCCUAUUUUCACACUCGAAAAUAUACAUUCCAGCAAAGUCAUACCAGCUCAAAAACUAUUAUUUAGUGCAACCUUGUCGCAAGAUCCUGAAAAGUUGAGCUGGUUAGGCCUAUUUCAGCCAAUACUGUUCACGACCGUUGUGACUGACAAAGACACGGACGUAAAUUUGGACAACAUUGCGGGUGAUUUCAUCGGACGUUACACGAGUCCGGAUGAACUGACGGAACUUGCGGUGGAAUGCAUUGCCGAAUACAAACCAGUUGCCCUGUAUCAGCUGUUGACGAAGUACGAUACCAUUUCCAAGACUCUCGUUUUCACGAAUUCCGGACAUACCGCACACAGACUGGCGCUCUUGAUGCAAUCACUCUUGUCGGAACGGAAUGUCGCGGUUGGAGAAUUAUCCGCACAGCUCGCGUCGAAGCAACGCGAAAGUAUCCUUGGCAAAUUCGCAAACGCAGAGAUAAAUAUAUUAAUAAGCUCAGACGCGCUGGCUAGAGGUUUGGACAUUCCUGAUGUACAAUUAGUCGUAUCUUACGAUAUCCCGAAGCACAUCAAAGGCUAUAUACACAGAGCCGGUAGAACUGGGCGGGCGGGUAAACCGGGCAUUGCAGUAUCCAUGCUCACACCGAAUCAAGUUGGAAUAUUUAAGCAAAUGUUAAGUGGCGCACAUAAAAUCGUGCCUAAUAUCGAGCAAAUGGAACUGAGUACCACGGCAAACGCGCUCAAUUAUGAGAAUCAUCUUGAAAAAUUGAAGGAAAUUCUUGAGAAGGAGAAAAAUGAAGAUUUGGAACGAAUGAAAGCUAUUAAACGUAGACGUGUGACGCAUGUGACUAAGCAAAAUGAAAAUGUAGAAUAAUUUUUUAUAUGAAAAAAAAUAAAAGUAAAAAAAUGUCAUAAA
Messenger RNA from Cataglyphis hispanica, 2250 nucleotides. RefSeq names its product probable ATP-dependent RNA helicase Dbp73D (gene Dbp73D). The coding region runs from base 232 to 2208 and encodes 658 amino acids. The record is from RefSeq and is a predicted model, not a curated record. Gene Ontology annotation, molecular function: nucleic acid binding; ATP binding. Lineage: Eukaryota; Metazoa; Arthropoda; Insecta; Hymenoptera; Formicidae. Gene Ontology annotation, cellular component: nucleus. The transcript is spliced from 6 exons.